This is a messenger RNA of Lycium barbarum (goji berry), 1460 nucleotides long. Its product is annotated as S-type anion channel SLAH1-like. The record is from RefSeq and is a predicted model, not a curated record. Lineage: Eukaryota; Viridiplantae; Streptophyta; Magnoliopsida; Solanales; Solanaceae. Bases 48 to 1163 code for a protein of 371 amino acids. Gene Ontology annotation, biological process: transmembrane transport; intracellular monoatomic ion homeostasis. The transcript is spliced from 2 exons. Gene Ontology annotation, molecular function: voltage-gated monoatomic anion channel activity. Gene Ontology annotation, cellular component: membrane.
GACCAUAUUCUCCUACAUUCAAUUUGUAUUUUUACAAAACCAUUUCAAUGGGGGAAGAAGCUUUUGAGUCGACAAUCAAGGUCACAAUAAGUGAUGAGAAAAUUCACUCUAAAGAUGUUGCCAAGAAAUCAAUGUCUUCUACUUCCCUAUUGUCUAAACUUCAUGCAGGCUAUUUCAGAAUUACCCUCUCUCUAGGUGGUCAAGCGUUGUUAUGGAAAAUUCUAACUGAACAUUUGGUCAAAUCACAAACCUUUAAACACAAAUAUCACUCACUCCCUUCAACUACUUUCCUUCUACUAUGGUGGAUUUCACUUUGUACCCUUAUGAUCCUCUCUUUUCUCUACAUUUUAAGGUGCAUUUUUCACUUCCAAUUAGUGAAAUCAGAGUUCUUGCACCCUGUUGGUGUCAAUUAUCUCUUUGCACCAUGGAUUUCUUGGCUUCUAUUGCUCCAAUCAGUGCCAUUCACAAUCCCAAAUCUUUAUUCUUGCCAAGUUUUAUGGUGGAUAUUCGUAGUCCCCGUGGUGAUUCUCGAUGUGAAAAUUUAUGGACAAUGGUUCACUACUGAGAGGAAGUUCUUGUCAAUGGUUGCAAAUCCAACAAGUCAACUUUCUGUUUUGGGAAAUUUGGUUGGUGCUUGGAUAGCUAGCCAAAUGGAGUGGAAGGAAAGUGCAAUUUGCAUAUUUACACUUGGAUUAGCACACUAUUUAGUUGUGUUUAUCACGCUUUAUCAGCGAUUAUCGGGUAGUAAUCACCUUCCUGCCAUGCUUAGACCUUCAUUUUUCUUGUUUGUGGCUGCACCUAGCAUGGCUAGCUUAGCAUGGGCUUCUAUUUCUGGGGAUUUUGAUAUGCCAUGCAGAAUGCUCUUUUUUCUUUCACUAUUUCUCUUCAUCUCUUUGGUUUGUAGACCAGCAAUAUUCAAGAAAUCAAUGAGGAAAUUCAAUGUUGCAUGGUGGGCUUAUUCAUUUCCCCUCACAUUCCUAGCCUUAGCCUCUGCACAAUAUGCACAUCAAGUGAAAGGCCAUGUUGCUUCUGGGCUAAUGCUUCUUCUCUCUGCCCUCUCUGUUCUUGUUUUUGUUGGUUUGACUGUGUCCACAGCCCUCAAUCUUGACAUGCUGUUGCAUGAUCAUGAUAGAUAUUUAAACUUCACUAGGAGCACUAACUAGUGUAUGUGUUGCUCAGAUUCUUCAAAAAUGUUGAUGGGCACGUGUUGGAUCCUCCAAAGUAGUGUGUUUUUGAAGGAUUUGAGACGGAUGCGACGACAUUUUUAGAGAGUUCGAGCAGUAGAUUACUACUCUAUUUCAAGAAAUGAUUAUGAGAAAGCCUAGUGCUAAUAUUACUAUGAUUCCUCAUUUGGUUUAUAUAUUUUUCUUUUGUUACUCCCUCUCUGUUUUAUUUUUAUAUAUCUUAGUUUGACUAGAUACAGAAUUUAAGAAAAUAAAGAAGACUUUUGAAUCUUGUAA